AUGCCUCCGGAAAGAACCCCGAUGAUAUCGAAGGAAGUGUGGAAGACUCAUGAACACGCAAUUGAUGAUAUGUAUAUCGACCAAGGCCUCAGUCUUCGUGAAUUGGCGUCCAGAAUGCGCUAUGAACAUGGAUUUGAUGCCAGGAAGCAUAAUAAGGCAAAGAAUGUCAAGAUCGAGGAAUGGAAAGCGACAGGUGCCGUGCUCCGAAGGCUCGAUGAAGAAAACACCAAAUACCGUGUUAAGUUCUUGGGUCAGCUUCUUGACCCAGCUAGAAUCGCGAAGUCUAGAAAACGUGCCCAAGGAACGAAUUCGCGAGCUAUCGAUUCCUCUAGUGAAGCUGUCCUGUUCGGCUCAAACCGCCUUACAGUUGAAAUUUGGUGCGACGGAAAAUGGAAGACCUUCGGCCGAGAUUCUUAUGUUGUAGAUCCUCGCGCACCGUCACGACCGGGUAACCAUACCAACGUCAAUGCCGAAGAGCCCAUCUUUAAAAAUCCCUCAGAUAGGUCAAAUAACCCAGCCGGGGAUUUAUCGCGGGAGCCUCUUCCCGUGCAAACCACCAUCUCAUCGUCAGAUAUGGCCACGUCGCGUUCCAAAGGCCACCCAGUGCUUUUAGACGGGCAGCUGCCUCCUACGGACCUUCCUUUGGCUGGUUAUGCGGGUACACUAGAUGAAACGACGGCUCCUCUAUUAGGGGAUAUCGACUUAUCACAGCUAAGAGAAGAGCCAAAUUCAGUUCACACGCUCGCAAACCCUGCUAUAAAUGAGAACCUUUCUCAUCUUCAAUUAUUAGAGAGGGAUCUUCUGAACUCUCUUAUGCGCUCAGUGGAUCAACAGCUGUCGGUGAAUCCAGCACCAGGCACUGGGUUCGUAGACUCUGAUGACCUGUGGGAGUCCUUAUCAUCACUGUUACCGGAUAAAUCCGCGUGGACUAGCGAUAAAAUAUUAGUUGGCUCAAACGAUGAGAACGAUGUGGCUGUAUCACCCUUGUAUAACGUCCUUUUUUUCUCCAUCGUCAAUGGUUUCGCUGGUCUUGAAGGCCUACCCGCCGGGUCCCUCAUAAGGACAUUGAAAAGCGAGCCCAGCAUACGAGAACGACUUUUUCUAUAUAUUCAUUCGCAAUCACCCGCUUUCGCGCGAUCUCUCAUAGAUAACCUAUUCCGGGCUGCUGUCGAGGCUCUUGACGAGGAUGCGGUUAUGACCAUCUUCCACCUUGCUGACAACUUGCCGGGAACCCUGCAAUACGGGAUCGACCAAGCCUCCAUUGCUUGCAAGGCUUUCGACGAGGAUAGAAUAUACACACCAAUUAUGUUCGCAGCCAAGUUUCGUCAUGUCGGUAUCGUACGAGUACUUCUUGACAGGGGUGUUAGCCUGGAAAAGUCCUUUGGAGACCUUAGAGACGAAGGCGAAGAAUGUGGAGUGUUGGAUAUCGCCCUUCGACAAAAUGAAAACUUUGAAACUCUGAAUACUGCACUUAUUGAGCUAUUUGUUCAAAAUGGUGCACAUGUGCGAUCGAAGCACGUUCUGGCUGCUGCACGCUGGGGGGAAGCAGAACUGACAAGCCGCUUGCUCUACCUCGCUGAACACUCAGAACAUCAUGCCCUUUUCGGCUAUGAAGAUGGCAGGAUAAAUGAUCCGCCUCCCUCAGGUUCUGGUAUAUUUUUUGACGUUGUUAAGUUCAAAAACCACGUUGCCUCCGAGAUCAUCGCCAGGAUCUUCGACAUAUGCGGGGCUUCCGCAUGUCAGAAAUGCCCCAAAGGUGCCCAGAGCAUGUUGGAAGAUAUCAUAUUUCACGCGACAGUUAGAGGGAAUCACGGGUUAGUGCAUUUCCUUUUGGACCAUGUUCCAAAAGACUUUUCAGCACUAUCCGCCGCGGUCAGAAAUGGCGAUCGUUCGAUGAUUGAUCUCAUGUUUCGCGGUUCCAGUGUGAACGAACCGGCACGACAGUUGAACGAAAGCCUCGACCGUUUUCGGCCGGAUGACGAUGGCGUUAUCCCGACAACGCCAUUAGCAGAGGCAAUUAGAUCGCGAGAUAAAAAGCUUGUCCUCGAACUAGAAAACCUGGGAGCUCUGCGCAGCCUCAAGGAUCGUCUGCACUUUGUCGCAGCCAUAUAUGCUGCAGCCGAAGCAGGCGAUGGCCAUUACUUGCAAAAACUUUUAGAAGUGCAAACAGAGAAGCGAGGGAACAACUUAACAAGCUCAUUAGUGGUGGCGAUAAAGAAGAACCAUACCAAACUUGCCGUUACGCUCAUUAAUGCUGGAUCCGAGGUCGACCCAAAUUCGGAUACUAACAACCCACUGCUCGAAGCUUUGAAACGACAGAACAGAGUCAUUGUCAAUAAAAUGUUGGAGGUAGCUACGCCUCCCUUCUCGUUCUCGUCCAGGGCUCCUAUUCUUGAGGCUGCAGUACGUUGGGGAGACACGUCGAUGAUCAAAGACCUCGUGCGAAUGGGUUGUUGUGUUGGUGGUGAACCACUGGCACUAGCUGUAGAGCUCGGCAGUAUGCAUUUGGUCCAAUUACUUCUCGAAUAUGGCACUCCGCUGGGUGAUAUGGCGCUUUUAAGUGCGUGUAAAAAGGACGACGAGCGCAUGAUUCGCUUACUGCUCGACCACGGAGCUAGCCCAGGUGAUGGCAGUGCCCUCCUCUGGUCCAAGGACAACAAUCUCCGUGCUUUCAAUAUUCUACUUAAAUCAUUUGUGGAAUCAUAUUCGAGGCACGAUGAAUAUUUGGGGGGGAUAGCCCUGAUCAGUGCUAUAGAAACUGAUGCGCACGGGCUCAUCGAGUCUAUUCUCCAAGGAAAUCUCGAGGCAGCAAAGACCUUCACCACUCAUCGUGACAUGGAUCGUACGGCCUUAGGUGUCGCUAUCUCCCAUAAAAACGGCAGUGACUUCGGGGCUGUUGAUAUACUUCUGGGCCACGGGAUUGGUGUGAACAGCAUUGUGCAAAGGCCCUCACGCCGUGUGGAUGCCGAUUUUCUCGGUACCGAGACUUGUUCAUAUGGCCUUUCUCAUUUAGAGAAUGUCUAUCCAAAAAUACUGCCAACGCUAUCCACUGCAUUGUUAGUUGCGAUCGGGACCAAGAACGAGGGAAUGGUUCGCUUUCUCUUGGAACGUGGUGCAGACAUAAAUCAACCCGCGCGAAGGGGUGUGAGAUAUACUCCUCUUCAAUACGCCUGCGUUGUUGGAAGGUUCAAGAUAGUUGCACUACUCAUAGAACAUGGGGCAGACAUAGAGGCAGCACCGGCUGAAAAUGGUGGAGGGACUGCUUUGCAGAUUGCUGCGAUCAGCGGAAGCAUCAAGAUUGCCCAAUUCCUUCUAGCCCGAGGGGCCGUUCCGAAUGAGCCGCCGGCCCCUAUGAAUGGGCGCACAGCUCUUGAAGGGGCAGCGGAACACGGUCGUUUGGACAUGAUAGAGCUGCUCUUUCAAACAGCUUGGGGGGCAUUCCCCCGCGAAUUAAUUGUGCGUGCGAGCCUUCUUGCUAAUAACCGAGGAUAUGCUGGCUGUGCGAGCUACCUAUCAUCUCUGCCCUUCAACUCCUCCCUCUUACGAGGAGAGCCAGAAAAUGUACGGAGUGCUGAUGGGACUAGUCGAAUACAAUAA
Molecule: messenger RNA, 3597 nt
Organism: Clonostachys rhizophaga
Lineage: Eukaryota; Fungi; Ascomycota; Sordariomycetes; Hypocreales; Bionectriaceae
Source: the annotation of a GenBank genome assembly